This is a messenger RNA of Fusarium odoratissimum NRRL 54006, 1956 nucleotides long. RefSeq lists its product as uncharacterized. The transcript has 2 exons. The record is from RefSeq and is a predicted model, not a curated record. Lineage: Eukaryota; Fungi; Ascomycota; Sordariomycetes; Hypocreales; Nectriaceae. Bases 1 to 1956 code for a protein of 651 amino acids.
AUGAUCCUCUUCAAAAAUGUUGAACUUCUGUCGCUUGCAUCUCUGUUCCUAAUACAAUCUUCCAAUGCAUUGCCUCAUCACGAGUUUCCCCUUCUCAACCGCCGCGAUGACUCCGACGUAAGCGUCAAUGCCACUGGUGGGAAUGAAGCCAGCACAAUUCUACACCCUGUUAUUCCUCCUGCCAUUGACCCCGAGGAUCUUGACAUCCUCAAACUCGACACUUCAGUUACGCUGGCGUGGGCCAGGCCCACCACUCAGCACAAAAGGAAGCGCAGUGAUGGCAUCUUCUCCCAAGCGAACUUGACCUUUGCUUAUCCAACAAUACCGCUUGAUUACUCCAAUUACGUCUCGGAUAUUUCUUGCAAAGUCGGCCGUCUGACUGCCAGACUGAGUGACGGUGCUUACGACCUUGCAAAGUCGGCCUGGAAAGGGAAAGGUCCUAUCAUCCUUGUAACGGCAGUGGAUGGUUGCGGUGACGAUGAUACCAACGAAUUCUUCAUUACCAAGUCAAUCACAUUCUCAGACAAAGACCACACUUUCACUGCUAAGGGCCUUUCAGUCGGAUACAGAGAUGUGGUUACUCAUUUUGACCUGGCUUGGGGUAAUGUUGGAACAUUGAAGUUGAAGCGAUCUAUGGACAAGAGAGACAUAUUCCAGACACAUGCCCUUCAUCCACGAGUCACCUUGCCUAAAGCCUCAUGGGACAUCAAGCUCAGCGAUCCACGGGUCUUAGGCGUCGACUCAUCUGCACCAUGGGAGAACGCCGCACUGCUCUACAAAUACGGCAAGGCAGGUGGCACAAAAGACAACUCAUUUUCGAAGGGCCAAGUGUCUAAUCAGGAUAAUUCUACUUUCCCUCCCAAUCCCAAGAAACCUGCCUCCGUUGAUUACGGCCUUGGCCUGUACUGCGUGGACUGUAGCUUUGGAGGCACAACCCAAAUAUGGGGAAGCAUUGCGGCCAAAAUGCAGAUGUCACGACCCUUCGUCAAAGUUUCCAAAGUCCAGACCGGAUUCGAUGCUACCUUUAGAGCCGCUAUCAACCUCGGCCUCGAAGCUUAUGUCAAAUAUGGACAGAAGUACGAACAAGUCCUGCAAAGAUAUCCACUCACCCCGUGGAAUAUUCCCGGGUUAGCAGACAUCGGGCCUUUUGUCGAUUUAUCAGUGGAGGCCAGUGCGGAAAUCAAGACUACCGGCCAAUUCCUCAUGGGCUCUACUGCUGAGUGGGAUAAUGUCAAUGCACGAGUUGACUUUCUUGACUCGAGCAACAGCUACGCCAAUGGCUUUGUCCCCAGCGUUUCUGCAGAAGCGCGCGCUUCGGGACAAGUUGGCGUCAGAGCUUCUCUUGGUAUGCCGCUGAGACUUGGAGUUGGAGUCAACAUCUUCCAUGGUCUUUGGGUAGCUGAGGGAGCUGUUAAGGAUACGCCCAGUGCGUCAGCUGGGGCUAGUUUCCAGGUGUCUACUGAUACCAAUGCGGGAACAGAUAUCAACGGCGGUUGUUACGGCGUUACUUGGAACGUGGGACUUGACAACAGCGUGACAGCAGUUGUCGAUAUCACUGGUCUGACAACCAUCAACUACCCUCUUACAGACCCCAUGACAUAUGAGGUAGCCUCUGGCUGCAUCGGAUACAAAAAGCCCACCGAUACCACAUGUUCUCCAACCUCGGUUGUUCCAAACCCUCGAAUCCCCAAAGGACAGACGUGCAAGAAAAGCACCGCGUUGUCACGUCCUACUACGAAAUCCUGGCUUGGGGCUGCUAGUCCAGUCAAGGAUCUAGGUACAUGUGCUACCAAGUGCUUCAAGAACAGCAAGUGUAUCAGUUUCAGUAUGAGCAAGAAGAAGUCUUGUCAGAUGUAUACCUCUUCCUACAAGAGUUUGAAAUGGCAGUAUCAGCCAGAUUAUCCGGAGUUAUCUCUCUAUGACAGGGCUUGCUAUGCCUAUCAGGUGUGUAAUUGA